This is a messenger RNA of Staurois parvus, 337 nucleotides long. The record is from the annotation of a GenBank genome assembly. Lineage: Eukaryota; Metazoa; Chordata; Amphibia; Anura; Ranidae.
UGAUUUUGCAUUUCCAGGAGCAUUACCGAUCGUGAGAGAGAACUAUAAGUAAACAUUACAGUUCUCUGCCCUGUCAGCUCCUGCACACUGCUAUGCAUGGCUUGCAUAGCAGAGCCAUGCAAAGCAGUGUGCUUACAGUGAAGCACAGAAACGCAGCACACAGUUAACCCUUUGAUCGCACUACAUGUUAACCCCUUCCUGCCCAGUGCCAUUAGUACAGUGUCAGUGCUUUUUAUUAGCACUGAUCACUGUAUUGGUGUCAUUGGGGAUGUCAGUGACAGCAAGUCAGUUCCCCCCCAGUGCCAGAGGGCCCGCCACAGUCCAACAGUCCCGCUAU